AUGUGGCUUCAAGAAUGUGCCAGUAAAACCAAAAAGGGACAUGUUCCAACAUUCCAUCGCUGUUGUCGCGGUGGUAAAAUUGUUGUACCUUUACUUGAAGAGGCACCCCCACUGUUGAGACAUCUGCUGUUUAACAAAACAUCUACCGAGAGCAAAAAUUAUCGAAAUAAUAUUCGAACAUACAACUCAAUGUUUUCGUUUACUUCUCCUGGAAUGAAAUUUGACACCACAUAUUCAAAGAAAGGAGGACCACCAACUUUGAGACUGCACGGUCAAACCUGCCAUCGAAUAGGUACUCUACUACCAGAAAAUGGAGACCGUCCGCAAUAUGCUCAGAUAUAUAUUUAUGACACAGAUAAUGAAGUUACUAAUAGAAUGAAGUGUUUCAGAGACAAUACUGAAAUUGACGAGAACACUGUUCAUAAUUUGAAGAUCAUGUUAGAUGAGUUCAAUAUUCAUGCAAAAGUUUUUAGAAUGGCGAGGGAUGUCCUGGACGAUAAUGCAUUCUUAGACUUAAAACUGAGGGUUAUAUGUGAUAGACCUGAGGAUGGACGCGUGUAUAACAGACCAACGGUUUCAGAAGUUGUUGCACUAAUUGUGGGAGACAUUGAUUCUGCUUGUAAUAGGGACGUUAUUAUUCAAGCACGCAACGGUGGUUUGCAACGUAUUGAUGAGUUUCAUCCAGCAUAUUUGGCAUAUCAAUACCCUCUCAUAUUUGCGUAUGGUGAAGAUGGUUAUAGGAAAAAUAUAUUGCAUAGAUAUCGCCAUGAAACUGAGGUUACCCGACAAAAUCGUCAGAGCAUCAAGGACUGGCUUUCAUACAGGUUACAAGACCGUAGCGAGGAGGCAAAAACUUUGCUACACUCACGCCGUCUGUUUCAACAGUUCUUAGUCGAUGGUUAUUGUAUGAUGGAAUCUGAAAGGCUGAACUGGUUGCGAAAUAAUCAAUCCAAAUUAAGAGUGGGAAAAUAUAACAGGUUGACAGAUGAAUGCAAUAACGAUGAUGGCAGACAACAACAAAAGCGGGGAAAGCGAGUUGUCUUACCGUCAUCUUUUGUUGGGGGAAAAAGAUAUAUGGAUCAACUAUAUUUUGACGGAAUGGCAAUUUCAAGUAGAUUGGGUUUUCCGGACCUAUUCAUUACAUUUACUUGCAAUCCAACAUGGCCAGAAAUUAUCCGUGCCUUGUCCGAAACUGGGUUACAACCACACGAUCGACCCGAUAUUAUUACUAAAGUCUUCAAAAUCAAAUUUGACGAACUCAUUGCAGAUAUAACAAAAAAGCAUGUUCUAGGGAAAGUUUUGGCCUUUAUGUACACUAUUGAAUUUCAGAAGAGGGGAUUGCCAUACGCACAUAUUUUGAUUUUUUUACAUCCUCAGAGCAAAUACCCCACACCAUCUGACAUUGACAACAUCAUCUGUGCUGAAAUACCAGACCCUGCUGUUCAUCCGAGGUUGUAUGCGUUGGUUAAAUCUAACAUGAUGCACGGCCCAUGUGGAGUGGCGCGCAUGACAUUAACCUGUAUGAAAAAUGGUAAAUGCUCUAAAUACUUUCCAAAGAAGUUUAACGAGGAAACUAUUGUUGAUGCAGAAGGUUAUCCCCUCUAUAGGAGAAGAUCAAAAACCCACGUUAUUGAAAAAAAUGGUAUCACAUUGGACAACUGUCAUGUGGUACCUUAUAACAAAAGAUUUCUCCUCAAAUAUAACGCACAUAUAAACAUGGAAUGGUGUAACCAGAGCACUUCAAUCAAAUAUCUUUUCAAAUACAUUAGCAAAGGCUAUGACAGAAUAACAGCUUCAGUGUCAACCAACAACAAUGAACCGGUUGACGAAAUAAAACAAUACUUAGAUUGUAGAUAUAUCUCACCAUGUGAAGCAUGCUGGAGAAUUUACUCCUUUCACAUUCAUGGUAGAAGACCGGCAGUUGAACGUAUGUUUUAUUACUUGGUAGGCGAAAAGGCUGUUUACUACACUGAUCACGAUCGAAUGGAAAAUGUUUUGGAGAAUCCAAGUGUUACUGAUUCCAUGUUUACUGGUUGGCUAUCUGCAAACUCAAAGUAUACUGAGGCACAGUCACUCACUUAUGGUCAAUUUGUACCUAAGUUUGUUUACCACAAAAAAGAAAGGGAGUGGAGGCCCCUCAAAAAGGGAUUCACCAUUGGGAGAUUGAUAUGGGUUCCACCAACAACAGGUGAACUUUUUUACCUGCGGAUGAUGUUGAAGGUAGUCAAGGGACCAAAAAGUUAUGAAGAAAUUCGCAAGGUCGGUAAUACCCAGUAUGAAACAUUUAGAGAUGCAUGCUUCGCCAUGGGAUUUCUGGAAGAUGACAAAGAAUAUAUUGGUGCACUCAAAGAGGUCAGUGAAUGGGGCUCUGGACAUUUUGUCCGAAAACUAUUUGUGGUGAUGCUAUUGUCAGGUGCUGUUAAUCGCCCAGCACACGUUUGGAAGGAAUCAUGGCAGCUGUUAUCUGAUGGUGUCCUACAUGCUCAAAGGCAAUUGGCUUUAAAUACAGAUGCCGAAUUGCAACAUUUGACCCUGAUUGAAAUAGAAAAGCUGCUUCAAGAAAAUAAAAGGACACUAAAAGAUUUCAAACCAAUCCCUUAUCCAGAUGGAUAUGUUCUGCAACACUUAGGUAAUAGACUGAUAUAUGACGAACGCAAUUAUAACAUUGCCAAAACAAAGACAGAAUUCACAAAUCUCUUUCGUGGACUUACAGAUGAACAGACAGCUAUGUAUCAAAAAAUUAUGCGCGCAGUUGAGUCUCAGAAUGGUGCAGUCUUCUUCCUACAUGGUUACGGUGGAACCGGUAAGACAUACAUGUGGAGAACAUUGGCGGCAGCAUUAAGGUCGAAGCAUGAUAUAUGUCUGACAGUCGCAACCAGUGGUAUAGCGUCAUUAUUGUUGCCAGGAGGUCGAACUGCACAUUCAAAAUUUAAGAUACCAGUGCCAACGCUCGAUAAUUCUACUUGCAAAAUUGAGUACAAUGAUGAUGUGGGAGACCUUCUUAGACAAACUAAACUAAUUAUUUGGGAUGAGGCUCCAAUGGCACACAAGCAUACUUUUGAAGCACUAGAUAGAACGCUCAGAGAUGUAAUGUCUAAAUACAGUAACUCAAAGGAGAUGUUUGGUGGAAAAGUUGUUGUUUUUGGAGGUGAUUUCAGGCAGAUUUUACCUGUUGUCCCUCGAGAAAGCCGUUCGGAUAUUGUACAUUCUGCCAUAAAUGCGUCUUACAUAUGGAAUUCUGUUCAAGUGUUAACAUUAACCAAAAACAUGCGCCUGCAAUCCGGUCUGACUGAAGAUGAUAAAAAUGAAAUGCAACAGUUUUCUGAAUGGUUGUUAAGAAUUGGCGAAGGAAAAGUAUCUGAGCCCAAUGACGGUGUGACAGAUUUUGAAAUUCCACCUGACCUGUUGAUAACACAGUUCGAAGACCCGAUCGUCGCCAUUGUUGAUGCUACAUAUCCUGACUUUAUUCACAAUUUUCAUUCAAUCCAAUACCUUAAGGGUCGAGCAAUUCUGGCUUCAACAUUAGAAAUUGUGGAACAAAUAAACAAUCAUAUCCUUGACUUAAUCCCAGGAGACAUGCGGGAUUACUACAGCUCAAAUACUGUUGAUAAGUCCGAAAUCAAUGACGACACAGUGGUAAAUAUCCUAACUCCAGAAUUUCUCAGUUCCCUCCGUACAUCUGGUUUGCCUACCCAUCAUUUAAAGUUAAAGGUUGGAACACCAAUUAUGCUCAUGAGGAAUAUUGAUCAGUCAGAAGGACUAUGUAAUGGAACAAGGUUGAUAGUAACAAAAUUGGGGACACAUGUUAUUGAAGCUUCGAUAAUAGCUGGAAAGAACUGUGGCAAUCAGGUUUACAUCCCACGAAUGGAUAUGUCACCUUCCCAAUCACCAUGGCCUUUCAAGCUCAACAGAAGACAGUUCCCCAUUAUAGUGUCAUAUGCCAUGACAAUUAACAAAUCCCAAGGACAGUCUUUGGAUACUGUUGGUCUAUACCUACCAAGGGAUGUUUUUACACAUGGACAAAUAUAUGUUGCACUAUCAAGAGUGACCACAAAACAAGGAAUCAAGAUAUUAAUACAUGAUCAACAUGCAAAAGUUAAAACAACAACUACAAAUGUAGUUUACAAGGAGAUCUUCGACAAUAUAUAA
Molecule: messenger RNA, 4149 nt
Organism: Vicia villosa (hairy vetch)
Lineage: Eukaryota; Viridiplantae; Streptophyta; Magnoliopsida; Fabales; Fabaceae
Exons: 7
Coding region: 1-4149 (1382 amino acids)
Biological process (GO): telomere maintenance; DNA repair
Molecular function (GO): DNA helicase activity
Source: RefSeq, a predicted model, not a curated record